AUGGAAGCGAGAGAGCUCGUGUCGAUGAUCCGGAAUGGCGGCUUGCAGGAAGCCCACGCAAGGAUCCAAUCCCAUCCCCAUUGCGCAGGCACUUACCUGUGGAAUGUGACGCUCACGGAGCUCGCCAAGAGUGGCCGCCUGAUGGAGGCCAAGAGCUUCUUUGACAAUGCGAUGCCGAUCCACGAUACCAUCUCGUGGAAUGUGAUGGUGGUGGGAUUUGCCCGGAAUGGGCAUCUUGCGGACGCCGAGAGAGCCCACCGCGAGAUGCCACAACCGAGCCUUGUGUCGUCCACGGCAAUGAUCGUUGCCUACGCGGAGAAUUUUCGAUUGCAAGACGCUAAGGAGCUCUUCGAUCGACUGCCGGUGCUGGAUCUAAUCGCCUGGAACGCGCUCCUAGCAGCACUUGCCCGGGCAUGGGAUUUCGUGGGCUCGCAGAGGGUGUUUCGAUCGAUACCCGAGCUGGAUCUCGUGUCCUGGACGACGAUGGUGGUCUUGUUCGCGAGAUCUGACAAGGCGGCGGUGGCGAAAGAGCUCUUCUCCCGGAUGCCCGAGCGGAAUCUCGUCGCGUACAAUGCGAUGCUGUCGAUAAGCGCGGAGAGAGGCGAUCUGGAAGGAGCUUGGUCGAUCUUUGCCACGAUGCCGGAGAGGAAUUUGGUGUCAUGGACGAGCCUGAUGGGUUCCUGUGCGGAGGCCGGGGACCUCGAUCGCGCAAAUGCCCUGUUCCACGAGAUGCCCGAGAGAAAUCUCGUCUCCUGGACAGCGAUCCUCAACGCCCACCAGGGAAACCUCGAUGCGAUGGAGGAGAUCUUCGCCCAGAUGCCUGCGAGGAAUCUAGUUUCCUGGACCGCGAUGAUCAGCGCCUACUCCCAGGCCGGGAAGAUCGAGAGAGCCAAGAAUCUCUUCGAGCGACUGGAGGAGAGAGACCUCGCCUGCUGCAACGCGAUGCUGUCCGGCUACUCGCGCGGCGGCGAUCUCGCCGCGGCCGAGAAUCUCCUGGCGAGAAUGCCAUCGCUGGACCUGAUCUCCUGGACCCUUCUCCUCGCCGCGCUCUCCCAAUCCGGCGCCCUGGAGAGGGCCAAGCGCUGCUUCGAUGCCCUGCCGCAGCAAGACAUCGCGACGCUCAACACGAUGAUCGCCGCGCUCGCGCAGUGCGGCCAGAUCGACGCCGCCAAGAACACCUUCGACUCCAUGCCCGAGCACAACGCAGUGUCGUGGACGGCCCUGAUCACCGGACACACGUACGGCGGAGAUCUCCCCUCGGCCAAGCACGCGUUCGAUUCCAUGCCCCAGCAAAAUCCCACCGCCUGGAACGCCCUGCUCUUCGCGUAUGCCCUCAACGGCCAUCUCGCGUCCGCGCUGGACACCUUCCAGCGAAUGCCCCACCAACGGACGCACGCCACGUGGGCAGCGCUGCUGACUGGAUAUGCCCACCACGGGCAUAGCGCCCAGGUGGAGAGCUUGUUCCGCGAGAUGGCGAUGGUGGAGAUGCCCUGCGAGGCCGCGAUCACGGCGCUGCUCGUCUCCUACAGCCGCGCUGGGGAUUUUCGAUCGGGGGGGAGGCUACUGGCGACCAUGGCGGGCGAUUUCGAGAUCCGGGCGAGCAAGCAGCACUACUGCUGCGUGAUCGAUCUGUUGGGUCGAGCCGGGCAUCUGGAUUCCGCGAUGGAGCUUGUGAGAAGCAUGCCGUUUCAUCCCAGCCGGCACGACUGGACGUGUGUGAUGGCAGCGUGUGGGAGGAUCGAGUGCGAACCAGGCGAUGGAGUCGUCAUCCGGGUAGCCGCCAAGCGCUCGCUCGUGGAAGACGACCGACUCGAGAUCGAUCGAGACGUGGGGAUGGGUCAGUGGAGUGGGGGUUACGUGUUGCUCGCGAAUUCGUACAUGCUAUCCACAGUGAAUCUAAAGGCUCAAACUUGA
Selaginella moellendorffii is the source of this 1914-nucleotide messenger RNA. Its product is annotated as pentatricopeptide repeat-containing protein At4g02750-like. Bases 1 to 1914 code for a protein of 637 amino acids. Gene Ontology annotation, molecular function: protein binding. Lineage: Eukaryota; Viridiplantae; Streptophyta; Lycopodiopsida; Selaginellales; Selaginellaceae. The transcript has a single exon. The record is from RefSeq and is a predicted model, not a curated record.